AUGGGGAAGUACAUAUUUCUUAAACUACCUAUAAUUUCAGGUCAUGUCCACAAGCAAGAGCCGCCAUGCGAGGUCUGCCCGCGCCACGGGAGGUGCGUCCACCGGGUCCAGUGUCCAGCUCACGUGAGAGCUGGCUCCUACAACCCUGAGUGUCAUCUGAACAAAGAGCAGCUGGGAGUGUGCUGUUUCACGGGCAGCGGCCAUGCUGCCGAAGCAGAACGUCGCGCACGCGCAUCCGCCUCCAUUAACCCUGAUGAUGUGAAGACCGCCCAUCAUCUGUCACGGAAGAAGUUGUCAGAAUGGCUAGACAAGGCGGACAAGCUGUUGGCUCAUAAGGAUUCGAUAGUCAAUGCGUCUUCACCAGGUUUUGGACAUCAUUUGUCCGUGAUGACGUCAGACAAGCGAGCUGAUAUCCUGGGGCGAGGUGGUCUUCUGAACUUGUUCGCGGCGCAGGAGCUGAAGUCUCGGCAGGCUAUAUCUGAUGAUGAACUUAACUUGGACCUCACUGAUCAUACUGAUGGCCCGUUCUGCCCUCCACCCCCCACUUGUCCAUCCCCACCCCCUCGCUACAGAAGUCGUGGAGGGGAGUGCAACAAUCCAGCUGCUCCGAGCUGGGGUGCUGUACACACAGGGUUUGAGAGACUGCUACCACCUGAUUAUAGUGAUGGUAUCUGGGCGAUGCGAGCCUCCACCCUUGGUCUCCCACUGCCAAGUGCAAGGGCGGUGAGCAGCGUCCUCAUCCUGGACUCCUCUCACCCGAGCCCCACCCACAACAUGAUGUUUAUGCAGUUUGGACAGUUCAUAGCCCACGACACCAGUGCCGGCGUCUUGUUCACCAUUGGUAAUGGAAGCGCAAUAUCCUGCUGUUCUGGAGACGGGGAAGCGUUUCUCCCCCCAGAGGUCCAGCACUGGGCUUGUGCCCCGAUCGCGGCUGAUCCAGCUGAUGACUUUUAUGGACAAUACCGCCACCAAUGUCUGAAUUUCGUCAGGACACAAUUGGCGCCUGCCAGCGACUGCUCCGUGGGUUACGCUAAGCAGAUGAAUGGCGCAACACAUUUGCCAGAUCUAUCCCAUCUAUACGGUACUACUGAAGAGAAGCUGUCCAAACUACGAGGUCCUGGUGGUCUACUGAGGACCUUCGUCGACUACGACCGGGAACUGCCCCCGCUCACUGAGAAACAGGAGUGCAUGACCAAUAAAGAUGGAGCUGCGUGUUUUGAAUCAGGAGACGGUCAUGGAAACCAAAUAAUAUCCCUGACGAUACUCCACACGAUCUUCACGAGGGAGCACAAUCGAAUAGCCAGGGCUCUGGCCAGAUUGAACCCGGACUGGAAUGAGGAUAUCAUCUUCUUGGAGACCAGGAGGAUAGUCCAGGCGGAAUUCCAAUAUAUAAUUUAUAACGAGUAUCUGCCGCUGCUUAUCGGACCGGCGUUGGCGCAAUCAUUCGGCCUGACUCCAUCUCCAGGGUACUCCUCCUCCUACGACCCUCACGUGAACCCGUCACUGACAGCAGAGUUCGCGACAGCCGCCAUGAGAUUUGGACAUUCAAUCGUCAAUGGAAAUAUCAUGGUUCCCAGCGUUCAAACUAACAGCGUUUACGAGACUAUAUCUAUCCCAGAGGUGAUGUUCCAGCCGUCCAGGAUGAGGCUGAAGGUGUUCCUUGAUCGGCUUUUAACUGGAUUGAGCUGGCAGCCGAUGCAGAGUGUGGAUCCGUUUGUCAGUGAAGGGCUCACCCGCUACCUCUUCCACGGUGGGAAUCCUUUCGGCUUGGACUUAGCUUCUAUAAACAUCCAAAGAGGCCGGGACUACGGCAUCCGUUCGUACAAUGAGUACAGGCGACUGAUAGGUCUACCGCCUUUUGUGGACUUCAAACAGUUUCCACCGAGUGCUGCGCAAAGACUAUCUUCUGUAUACUCAAGUCCAGAAGACAUAGAUCUCUGGGUGGGUGGUCUUUUAGAAGAACCACUGGAAGAAGGCGUCCUGGGACCCACUUUCGCUCAUAUUUUAGCUGAUCAGUUCUCCAGGUUCAAGAGAGGUGACCGCUACUUCUAUGAAUACGGGCCUGAUAUUAAUCCUGGGGCGUUUACAACAAGUCAAUUAGCAGAGAUAAAGAAGGUAUCUCUUGCGCGGAUCAUUUGUGACAACAGCGACCGGAUCGAACUGGUUUCACAGCCUCCCAACGCGUUCCUCAGAGCUGAUCUACCUGGGAACGAACCAGUCCCUUGCGAAAGUCCAGCAAUUCCGUCGAUGGACCUCAGCAGAUUCAAGGAGAUUUAGAUUUUAAUGCAUUUGAAUAAAACAUCAAAUUCUCUAACACUAGGCUAUGUAAUAUUAAUUACCCAUUAAAACUUGCUGUACUUUUGUCUUUAUUUUCUAUUUCAGCUAAAUUUUUAUUCUUAUUUUUAUCUAACUUAACUUAUCAUUCUGCAUUAAGUCUUAAGAUUACAAUUACAAUAGGUUCAGUUGUUUUUAUGUAUUCUAUUUGGUUUGCAAAAUAAAGUUCAGUACCAUCUUUACUUCUCAUUUCUUUAUCUUUUUCUAAUAGCACUUGUUCAUUCAACAUCUAAUGAUUUUACCUUUGACAACCCGAUUCUGUCACAAAAGCGAUCUUUAUAUCCUUUAACAAGGUACGUUUCAUAUUAUUAAGAUCAAUAGGAAUAUUUGAAUGUGUUUGUUUGUUAUUUGAUUGUGCAUGAGUUUCACCUUUUGUUACAUAAUCGUGCACAGAUGCUGAGUAAUCAUUAUUGUAAGUAUUGUUUGUUUCAAAUCUUUUCAUGUUUUCAUUUAUAUGUAUAUUAAGGUUAAUAUCAUUUUUAGUAUCUCAUUGGUGCCCGAACAGUGGGAUAGUAAAAAUCGUAUAAAAUGUCCAAAGAUUUGAUUCAAACUUAAUAUUGUUAUUGAUAUUUUCAAUCGUUAUUUGUGCUAUGUCGAAUAUUUUCUUAUUAAGUCUCUCUUUUUUAACAACAUUUGUUUCUGUUAUGUCACUGAACUUUGUUUUACAAUGGUCAAGAAAUGAACCUGGUUCAAUGAUUUUUUCUUUUAAAAAAUCCAGGAAUCGGGAGUUUUAUAGCUAGUGAUUGUUAUUGUAAUCUUCUUGACUUUUCAAUGUUGUGCUUUUUCAAAGUUAUUGUAAUUUUCUGGACAUAUCUUUUUUCUUUUGUUUGUUUCUGCAUUUAUAAAACUACUAUUAAUUAUGUAGAUUCGCCGUAAGAAAAAAAUUAAAUGCCCAUUCAUACAAAUUCCAGGUCUCAGUACCAAAUGUGUCGUGGCGAAACUAGGAGUAAAUUGGUUAUAGUAUAUUGAUUUAGUAUAAGCAAUACUGACAAUUUUUUUAUAGGGAAUUGAUAAUCUUGCUUUUGUGCCAUUAGAUUAAAUAACUUUAGUGUAAUUAAUGUUGCUUUACAAAGAAUUCAUGCUAUAAAAAGAACAAAAAGUUGGUAAAGGCGGUGGUCGAUUUGUAACUGCGUUAAUGAUCGUUUAUUAAAGCGAAAAUAUUUUCUUUUCAAUAGGUUUUUUAUUAAUAAUUCUGGUAAAAUUCUGUAAAUAUUUCAAAAGAAAUUGUAAUAUAGGCUUGUUCUCAGUUGUAGGGCGUAUAAUAUUUAGUGAAAAAGUUAAAAUUAGGUGAGAUGGAACACAAAAACUUAAUCCAAUAAUAAAUUUAAAAAAAUUCGUCUAAGAUACCUUAUCAAUAGUUAUUCGUUACUUCUUGUUACUGUGAUUAUAAUUAUUUGUAAAUUAAUCGGCUUUAUACUUUAUUUUAAGAAGAUAUGGAUGAUGAAUAAUGGGAAUGUUUGAAUUAUUGUAUAAAUUAAAAUUUUAAUAAUUUGAGGACUAAAAGAAUAAUUAAAAUAGAAUGUAAUUAUUUAUUUCUAGGGUGAUAUAUGAUAUAUGUUAUGUAGUGUUUAUAAUAAGAAGUACAGGUUGAAUUGAUGCGUAGGUAUGAAGUUUUAAAAAAUAUUUUAAGAAGAUAUAUGUAUAUGAAAAAUCUUUAAAUUGUUUUUAAUAAGGAGCGCUCCUUAACUAAAUGCAUGUUGAGUAACUAAAUGAAACCUAAUUAUAUGUACGUAUAGGUAUGUUUUUCUAUGUGUAUUUU
Molecule: messenger RNA, 4093 nt
Organism: Amyelois transitella
Lineage: Eukaryota; Metazoa; Arthropoda; Insecta; Lepidoptera; Pyralidae
Gene: Pxt
Product: chorion peroxidase
Exons: 15
Coding region: 1-2277 (758 amino acids)
Biological process (GO): response to oxidative stress
Molecular function (GO): heme binding; peroxidase activity
Source: RefSeq, a predicted model, not a curated record